This is a messenger RNA of Belonocnema kinseyi, 1456 nucleotides long. RefSeq names its product protein PXR1 (gene CRIF). Lineage: Eukaryota; Metazoa; Arthropoda; Insecta; Hymenoptera; Cynipidae. The transcript is spliced from 3 exons. The record is from RefSeq and is a predicted model, not a curated record. Gene Ontology annotation, cellular component: nucleus. Bases 423 to 1334 code for a protein of 303 amino acids.
GUAGGGAUGUUUUUGAUCUUUUGAUCCACGGGUUUUGUUAUCAAAAAUAUGAGAAAAAUACCUGCACGAAUUGUUGAUUUCCAGAGAUUGGUUAAUUCUUUAAAUUAAAAAAUUAUAAAUAAGUCUCAAAACUUCAUUUCGAUGUGUUAAAAAUAAAUACUGUGACCGAAAGUGCCGAAAGUUUUCUUGCUUGUGUUGAGGUUAAUUUAAAAUUUGAGAGGUUUUGCCCAUUUUAGCAGUAAUUUUGAAGAUAUUUUUUUCCAAAAGUGUAGGGUACCUUUUCACGACAUUUUUGAAGAAUGACUGAUUAUAAAAAUUGAAGAAACGUUGUCUUAGCGACGUUCGAAGCUAGUGACAUAACCUCAAUUUUUGGUAACCCCAAUUUUGAAACACAAAAUUGUCUUUUUUAGAAAAGGGACAAAAUGAAUGUGAAAAUGUUAAUUUCGAGGAGUAUCGGUGUGAGAUUGGGAAUUCCAAAUAUUUUUUCUGUAAGAUCAUAUACCAGUGAGGCGAAAGUAAGUCAAAAAACGGAGUCCGGAGAUCUCGAGUAUGACGAGGUUCCAAUUUUUGAGAAGGAUUCAACUUCAGAAGAGAUGGUUAAUAAGUUGAGGAAUAAGUCCAAAUUGAGUCCACAGGAUCGUAAUAGAAUCCAGGACAAAAAACCUUUCGAGCAGAGUAUGGACUGGUACCAUGACACAGUGAGAUACAAAAGGAGAAUAUUAGGACGAUAUGGUCUAAAAGCUCUUGAUGCUCCAGCUGGAAUUGCUUGGCCAACAAAGGAAGAAGUAGAAAACGCAAAAGAUUAUGAACAAACCGCUUAUCCAGUUUCUAUCCAGGAAGGAUGGAAGAUAUUUGAGGAAAAGAAACGAGCCGCUGCUGAGGAAAUACGGCUGAGGGAAGAGGACAUUGAUCGGAAGCUCGAAAAUAUGGGAUUGUGGAGAAAAGAAUUGCGAGCCAAAGUCGAAAAGAAAGAAGCGACCAUAAAAGCAGCGAGAGAAAAGAAAGAAAAAAUGAUGGAAGAGGUUCGUCGUCACUUCGGAGUGAAUAUCGACCCGCGAAGUCCGAAAUUCAAGGAGUUGAUGGAGAAAAAGGAGAAGGAGGACAAGAAGAAGAAAAAGGAAAUGAGGAAACAGGAGCAGGCUGUCAAAUUAGUCGAAAAGAUUUCGAGGAUGUUCGAAAAUCCUGAGAAGGUAGCGUCCUCGGGAAAGGAAGAAAAAUCGACAAAGGAGGAAAAAAUUCCGAAGGAAGCAAAAGCUCCAAGGGAAGCUAAAGCCUCGAAGGAAUCGAAAAAAGAGGCUUCAUCCAAAGAUGGAAAACCAACAGAGUCUAACUAACUAAGUUUGCUCAUUUUUUAUUUGCUUCAAAAUAGCGAAAAAAACGAUCUGUAAAUAUCUUCUUGUACUUUUUAUGUUCUGUAAGGACCAAGAGAAAGAAUAGAAAUGCAUUGUAAAAAAUA